This is a messenger RNA of Sungouiella intermedia, 657 nucleotides long. NCBI's taxonomy places the organism in Eukaryota, Fungi, Ascomycota, Pichiomycetes, Serinales, Metschnikowiaceae. The record is from the annotation of a GenBank genome assembly.
AUGUAUGGCGACUUAGCUAAUAAGCUAAUGAUCGAGACUAAACGAUCGACCUUUUUGAGCGAACUACCCAUCUACCUGCAUGAGCUAGUAAAGGAUAUUGUUCAAGAGGUCUCUGAUCUCGACAAGGAUGUUACCUAUCUAACUGAACAACAAGAAAGAGCAAGUGACAUCGAGGACGAAGAUGCUAAGCAAAUAAACCAAUGUCAAAUAUUUGCUACUCAUUUGAGCAUGAGAAGGAACAAGCAAUGUUUAUUAGUUUACGAAAAACUCCGAGCUGAGAAAAUUGAUACAUUAUGUUGGCUAAAUAUCGAUCCAUUCAUCGGUAGCGAGCUGAAAGGGAACGAGAAUUCAAAUCAUGAAUCAAAAUCCUUGUCAGCCAACACACUCAUGAUAGAGAAUUUGAGCCACCCAGAACAGGAUUAUUAUAAGCAAUACCAAGAAUUGGCCCUGGAUUUCAAAGCGGGGUUCUCAGACAUCGAUCUAUCUGUCGACCUUGAACCACCAAAGGAUCUUUUCAUCGAUGUGAGAGUGCUCAAGAAUGGAGGCGAGGUACAAACUGAAUAUGGAUCUUUCAAUCUCAUCAAAGAUUCACAAUUCUAUGUGAGGAAGUCCGAUGUGGACAGAUUGAUUCAACUGGGAUACCUUGAGGAAAUAUAG